UUUUGAAACACAAAAAAAUUGAAUCCCAAAAGAAGCAAUAAUUCCGCCUCAAAAAAGCCUCACUUCCUCGUCUGAAACCGGACCCAUACGAUAACAAAUGAGUAUAAAAUUGGCGAAAAAAUGAUUUCACGUACCGGAAAAAAAUCCGCAACUUGGGCAAAGUGCGGGAUUGCGGGCGUUGAUGGUUUUGCUUUUACACGAGCGUGUGUAUGUAUAGAGUAUCGGAGGCAAGGCGGACGCUUGGUUACAUCGGAUCGUUUAACGUCGAGCUGAAUCACCUCCCACUCACGUCGGCGACUUAAACUCCGGUAAAGAACAAUUUGGUAAAUUCGUUUCAUGUAGUUACCAUUGACCGAAUUACAUUGAUAAAAGCGCCUUUACACUUGAAUCAUAUUUCACUAUGGCGAGACCGACGGCCAAGGACACUUCGAACAUGGCAUUUUCGCGUCCGUUGUUUUAUAUUUUAUUCGCGAUUAUAACGCGUAUUUGUGUAUCGUAUGCCGAAGAUGUGGCGAAUAAUAAUAAUACGCAGCAAACGUUAGAUUUAAAUCAAAACCAAAGUGUACCUUUUUUAAGUAGUAAUUCUAAUGUUAAUAGUAGUGAACCAAUAAUACCAGUGUUUUCGGUUAAAAAUAUAACCACUAAAUUGUUUCCGGAAAGAUAUGCGCGUUUUUUGAGUAUUUCGCAAGGCCAUUACGCGCCUUUGAAGAGCAUCGAGGAUAACGAAAUCGACGAUAAAAAUGACGCCGUGUCGCAGGAAGGCGAUCCGAUGGUGCCUUUGUACGAAAUUUAUAAAGAUUGUUUGUUUCGGUUAUCGUUUAAGUGUGUUCAACAAAAAAUAUUGGUAGCUUUGGAUCAGUUUAGUAGAAUGAAAAGUAUCAAUUUACUCGGCGAUUUGCUGUCGAUUGUGCGAACGAAACGGGAACUUGGUCCGGUGAUUAGAGAAUCCGAGCUGGAGGCUCGUCUGAAUCCAGACGAUGCUACGAAUUCGUUAUCAGCUUUGCUGGAAUAUAAUUUAGAACGUUUCUUGCAACAGCAUGUGUUGAGGGUGACGUUACCAGCUGGAAUGACUGCAUCGGUUACCAGUAAUGCUAGAAGUUUUCCAGGCGGCUCAAUAGGCAAUACCAUCGAUAUCAAUAUUACCAGAGCAUUGGAAGAAAUGGGUCGAGGUAAAGGCGACAAGAAGAUGAAGAAAUUGAUGGGCAUGAUGAUGACCGGUUUAAUGGGCAAAAUGGCGUUCAUGGGUCCUAUGAUGAUUCUAUUGAUAAAACUAAAAGCGUUGAAAGCUCUGAUAUUGAGCAAAAUCGCCUUAAUGCUCUCGCUCUUCCAAUUACUCAAAGGAGGCGGAAAGAAAGGAGGCGGAGGUGGGCACGGUAAAGAGGUGAUAAUUGUCCAUGACGCGCAUGGAGGCGGAGGUGGUCAUGAUAGUUAUGGUGGAAGCAGUGGGUGGGCAUCAGGUGGUGGCGGCGGUGGAUGGUCUGGUGGCGGCGGCGGCGGCUCAGCAUGGUUAGCUCAGGGAGACAGUUACAGCAGCGGAGCCCAUACAGGAGGUGGCGAUGCCACCUACGCUGGUUCUGAUGCCUACGCCACCGGUGGCAACGCAGCCGCUGCUGCUGGCGGUGGCGGAUGGGCCGGAGGUGGCGGAGGCGGUGGCGGUGGCAACGGAUGGGGCCGCCGAUCCGCCACUGAUCCACAUUGGGUCGCUUACAAAGCAUACGUGCCGCCGGGAGAAGAAUAACCACCUUGAUACGCCGCAUUUUUUUUCUUUGGAAUACCUACAUAACUCUUGUGUACUUCGAAAUGGGAAAUGAUUGCGCAUGGAAAUGCGCUGGAAUUUGUACAACCGCGAUGCUCACUCAGCAGUCAAUGUCAACUGAAAAGUCUACCAUCAGCGUACAAUUUUCUCGAAUGUACUUUCUUUUUUACACGUCGUGAUAUCAAAAUAUAAUUAGAUAAUUAUAUCGCCUUUUAAAAAUACUUGUAGUAUUUUUUUUUUGUUGGUUUUUACGUAUUUUUCCUCUUUAUUUAUUUAUUUAUUUAUUUAAUUUAUUACUUAUUUAUUUAUUUAUCGUUUAUAUUUUCCUUCUUUCAUUUUUUUUUUUUUUGUUACUAUCCUUUUAUCCCCCCGAGUUUUAUCGCGCUCAACUUUCAAAUCGAACUAGUCAUAUUCGAAAGAAAUCUUUUACUUUUCCAUUCGCGCAAUCAGAGUAAAAUUUUACAUCCAUGGCGAAGAAAUAUAUGACUAGCUUGUUCGUACUUCGUAGCCCAUCCAAAAAUGCUUCCUUUUUGCCCAAUCGAGUCAAAUGUUUGCCAUAAAAAAAAAGUACCUACCUUCGUUUUUAACUAAAAAUAAUCAUGGACUAGAAUGAUUCUUAUUAUUAUUAUGUUGAAGAUUAUUUCAUUCGAAUAAAAAACAUCCCACGUGAAAAACAAUUGUAUGUAAAUAUUUAAUUAUAAUAUUGUUGUUAUAUUUAUAAUAUGAAAUAUUUUCAUGUGUACUGUAUUUAUUUAUACGAAAUGGUUCAAUCAAUUGCGAAUUGUUCAUAUUUUAGUACCUAAUAAUCACAAUCACUAUGUCACAAAUUUUUUUCAUCUUAGUAAAUUUCUUCGAGGUUUUUUCUCCAAAUUACAUUUAUAAAAUUGAAAAGUACCUACUCCGAAAUAACAGAUUCAAAAAUAUGAAAUAUGACAAAUCGCAAAAACCAUUAUCGAAUUUUAUUUUUUAUACGUAUUUUAUACGAGUAUAUUUUCUUUUUUUUUAUUUAUUUGUUUUGUUCAUUUAUAUGAUUUACUUAUUUAUUGUUUUUUUUUUGUGUAGUAGAUACAUAUUUAUUUAUUUAUUUUCAAACUACCUUAACUUUUCACUUCCCUUUUUCCAAUUAUAAUACGAUACACUUGAUAACUUUACAAAAUAAGAGCUAACCCCAGUGUGCCGUAGUCGCAGAAAAAUAAUGUAAAUAAAUAGAUUAUAUCUCGUUGAAAUAUUUUAAAGCAGUUUUUGUAGUGAACGAAUGCUUUAUUUUUCAAGCAUUCGUACAGCAUUUAAAAUUAUCGUUGUAAAAAUAAAAUUAUUUUCUUUAUAAUUUA
Molecule: messenger RNA, 3087 nt
Organism: Planococcus citri (citrus mealybug)
Lineage: Eukaryota; Metazoa; Arthropoda; Insecta; Hemiptera; Pseudococcidae
Exons: 4
Coding region: 401-1738 (445 amino acids)
Cellular component (GO): membrane
Source: RefSeq, a predicted model, not a curated record